AGCAGAUCUCAUUCCCUCUUCGCAACAACAAAACCAACGACAACAGUGUUUAUCAUGGCAACAUUUGAAUUGUAUCGAAGGUCUACCAUUGGGAUGUGCUUGACUGAAACAUUGGAUGAGAUGGUGUCGAGUGGUGUACUUGGCCCUGAGCUUGCUAUCCAAGUACUCGUUCAGUUUGACAAGUCAAUGGCUGAGGCACUGGAAAAUCAGGUUAAGACCAAGGUCUCCAUUAAGGGGCAUUUGCACACUUACAGAUUCUGUGACAAUGUGUGGACAUUCAUUCUUCAAGAUGCUCUCUUCAAGUAUGAUGAAUCCCAGGAAAAUGUUGGUCGAGUCAAGAUAGUGGCAUGUGACUCGAAGUUGCUAGUCCAAUGAGACAUGUCUUGGUUCUGGUAAAUUUUAGUGUAGAACAAAAUAUGGGGUUUGUUCCUCUGUUGUAUUCUCAUGAAAUAGAGUGAAUUUGAAACAAUGUGCCCAGAAACUCGGUUGUUUGAUGCUAAUUCGUUUCAGUUUUUCACCGUUUCAAAAGUGAA
This is a messenger RNA of Erigeron canadensis, 533 nucleotides long. RefSeq names its product transcription initiation factor IIA subunit 2. The transcript is spliced from 4 exons. The record is from RefSeq and is a predicted model, not a curated record. Bases 55 to 375 code for a protein of 106 amino acids. Gene Ontology annotation, molecular function: TBP-class protein binding; RNA polymerase II general transcription initiation factor activity. Gene Ontology annotation, cellular component: transcription factor TFIIA complex. Gene Ontology annotation, biological process: RNA polymerase II preinitiation complex assembly; transcription initiation at RNA polymerase II promoter. NCBI's taxonomy places the organism in Eukaryota, Viridiplantae, Streptophyta, Magnoliopsida, Asterales, Asteraceae.